GAAGCUGCAAAUGUACUCCAUAAGCCAAGCCGAGUGCGAAGAAGGGAUACAGAGGGCCAGGGACGAGCUUAGCGCGGAGACUCCGGACGUGGUGGAGAAGGUCGAGAUCAGUACGAUGCACACGCUUGGCGCUGGGCAGGGAAUGUGCAAUGGUGACUCCGGCAGUGGUUUAUGGCUAGAGAAAUCAAGGAAAACGAAGUGCAAGACGGGAGAGAAGUGUGUAAAAGGAAGUUGCGAGAAGUGUGAAAAGUGGGAGAAGUGCGACAAAGAAGUGUGUGAAGGAGUGAAGAGGGUAGUGGUCGGUUUGGUGUCCUGGGGCUUCCCAUGUGCUCGUGGGUACCCGGAUAUGCACGCGAGGGUUAGUGGCUUCAAGGACUUCUUGGUACCUAAUCUGAGAUUGUCAGCGGGCGAAUAUGAGGAAUAAACUGUUAUUUCUCAGACAAUUUUAAGGGUGUCACACAUCGAUCGAUAGUUUCUAGAUUGUAAACCAAAUCUUGGCACCAAAAACAGGCGGCAACUUUGAAAAAUGUAGGGUUCCCCGGCCAAUUGUCUUCAUAAAACGUGUGCCUUCCUAAACCUUGACGUUGGCGGAAUCAUCGACGAGCAUAGCACUUGAAAAUAGAUUGGUAAUGUAGGGGCGAAGGUUUAAUUCGCAUAGAAAAUUUGAAUUUCGCACACAUAUUGUUAUUGUUCGAUCGGUUGAUGUGUACCCUUAGUCCGUUUUCACAUUAUCCGAUCUGAUAUUGGAUGUCGGAAGGAUUUCAAUAGAAAAAAUGGCUCCUGUAAUACGGGAUAUCGGUCCUACAUCCGAUGGCAGAUCGGAUAAUGUGAAAACGCAUUUAUUGUCAUCUGAUGGUGGGGUAUUAGUUUCUUUUGUAUGCC
This is a messenger RNA of Leguminivora glycinivorella, 882 nucleotides long. RefSeq lists its product as uncharacterized. The transcript has 2 exons. The coding region runs from base 11 to 424 and encodes 137 amino acids. NCBI's taxonomy places the organism in Eukaryota, Metazoa, Arthropoda, Insecta, Lepidoptera, Tortricidae. The record is from RefSeq and is a predicted model, not a curated record.